This is a messenger RNA of Solanum dulcamara, 1397 nucleotides long. RefSeq names its product protein REVEILLE 6. Gene Ontology annotation, molecular function: DNA binding. NCBI's taxonomy places the organism in Eukaryota, Viridiplantae, Streptophyta, Magnoliopsida, Solanales, Solanaceae. The transcript has 8 exons. The record is from RefSeq and is a predicted model, not a curated record. Bases 81 to 986 code for a protein of 301 amino acids.
GAUUGGCAGAAAUCAGACGAGCAAAAACCAAAACAUCACAUGAACCCAAACCCACGCACAGUUUUUUCUACUUGAAUCGGAUGGUCAUGGCCCUUCCUAAUCUCGGCUCCUUCUCCAACCCAACCGCCACCGCCACCGCUUCUGCCGCCGCAACGCCGUCCACAUCCAACCCGUUGUCGCCUAGCGAUGACCCGUCGAAAAAAAUUCGAAAACCCUACACUAUUACCAAGUCGCGGGAAAGCUGGACCGAACCCGAGCACGAUAAGUUCCUUGAAGCCCUUCAGCUCUUUGACCGUGACUGGAAGAAGAUUGAAGCAUUUGUCGGAUCAAAAACUGUUAUUCAGAUACGUAGCCAUGCUCAAAAAUAUUUUCUGAAAGUCCAGAAGAGUGGAACCAAUGAACAUCUUCCUCCUCCUCGACCAAAAAGAAAAGCUGCUCAUCCCUACCCACAGAAAGCCACAAAAAGUGCUCCAGCUGUCUCACAGGCGUCUACAUCUUUUCAAGCUUCCCUUCCAUUACCGGAACCUGGGUUUGUAAAAAGGCCUGAUUCUUCUUUGCUACCUAGCUAUCCAGCUACUGUUGUGUCUGUGCCGUCAUGGACUGACAACUCUGUGCCACCAGUUAGUUUGUCGCAAAUGAAAGAUAACGUGAGAGAAACAGGUCAGCCAAUCACCAAUAACUGUUGUUGCAGUAGUAAUGAAAGCACUCCAAGAUCAAAAUCAACAGUUAAGGCGAUGGAGCGGACUCAAGGACCCUCAAUGAGAGUUUUGCCUGACUUUGCUCAAGUAUACAAUUUCAUCGGCAGUGUAUUUGACCCUGCUGUUACUGAACACUUGCAAAAAUUGAAAAAAAUGGAUCGUAUUGAUGUCGAGACGGUGUUGUUGCUGAUGAGAAACCUCUCUAUCAACCUUACGAGCCCUGAUUUUGAGCAUGAUAGGCAGCUGCUUUUAUCUUAUGAUAUAGAAAUGGAGAAGCUGAGCAAAUAAAAUCAUCAAUGAAACUUUAAAGUGCUGCUCAGUUCGGAUACUGCAGAACCGAGCACUCUUCGCAUACCGUUCCCAUUAUUCUUUGCUCGAGAGUAUUAUUGUUGGGAGGAAAGCCAUAACAGAACUGCCGGGAACAAUCGGCGAGUGGAGAACCCACAUGUAAUAAUACCAGAUACCAGAAGCGUGUGGUUUGUUUGAUAGCCGCUGCUAUGUCAGAUUCAGAGUUCUCUUGCCUGUGGAGUUCAUAUUUGUGUAUAUACUGUAAGAUAUAAACAGAGAUUAUAGUUGUGAUGCAGGAACUUAGAGAUAUAAAGCUGGGUUUAUGUAAAUUCAAGUUUUGACUGACUCCAGCCUCUGCAGUAUUGGUAAAUUCUUCAUGCCAAAUUCAACCAAUGAGAUCGUUGCUUUUCA